Messenger RNA from Talaromyces atroroseus, 1599 nucleotides. RefSeq lists its product as hypothetical. Lineage: Eukaryota; Fungi; Ascomycota; Eurotiomycetes; Eurotiales; Trichocomaceae. Gene Ontology annotation, cellular component: membrane. The record is from RefSeq and is a predicted model, not a curated record. The transcript has 8 exons. The coding region runs from base 1 to 1599 and encodes 532 amino acids. Gene Ontology annotation, biological process: transmembrane transport. Gene Ontology annotation, molecular function: transmembrane transporter activity.
AUGGAUAACUAUCAGGAUGACGGCGUUGACGCCGUUGAGUUGAGAUACCUGCAAGAUAAAUCUAUUUCUGAGCGCGACAAUGUCGACCUUACACGCCUGGGUAAGAAGGAGGUGCUCAAGCGAAACUUUGGUUUCAUGUCAAUGCUUGGGUUUAGUUGCACGGUUAUGAUUACCUGGGAGGGCGAAUUGCUACUAUUCGAUGACAACUUCUCCAACGGUGGCUAUGCAGGCUCGGUCUAUGGCUAUAUUAUCGUUUGGCUUGGCACACUCUGUGUUUUUGCGACAAUGGGUGAAUUAUCAUCAAUGGCACCAACCAGUGGUGGGCAAUACCACUGGGUUUCGAUGUUGGCACCGUCAAAUGUGCAAAAGCUUCUCAGUUAUGUUAUCGGUUGGUUAACGGUCGUUGGCUGGCAGGCAGCAGCAGCGUCUGAAGGCUACCUCGUCGGGUCCCUCAUUCAGGGCUUGAUUGUCAUGAACAGUUCCACCUACGAUCCCAAGCCGUACCAAGUCACUUUGUUGUUAUGGGCAGCAAUCUUUUUUGCAGUCUUCAUCAACACUGUGGUUAGCAGUGCUCUACCUAAGGUCGAGGGUCUGAUGCUUAUUCUUCAUAUACUCGGAUUCUUUGGCAUACUUAUUCCGCUUGUAUACCUGGCUCCUCAUACCGAUGCAACUACGGUUUUCACGACAUUCUUAAAUGAAGGCGGCUGGGCAACGACGGGCCUCUCCUUCAUGGUAGGACUGGUAGGCCCUGUUUUCAACUUUCUUGGAGCGGAUGCCGCGGUUCACAUGUCGGAAGAAAUAAAAAACGCAUCACGGGUCGUCCCAGGUGCAAUGAUCUUCAGUCUCAUUAUGAAUGGAGUGCUUGGGUUUGGUAUGCUGCUUGCCAUUCUCUUCUGUCUUGGGGAUGUCGAUACCGUCCUCUCCACUCCAACGGGCUUCCCAUUCAUGGCAAUCUUCCAGCAAGGGGUUGAAUCUCUCGGUGGAGCGACGGCCAUGUCGGCUAUAAUCACGGCAUUGGUGAUCUGUGCAACCAUCUCUGUCGUUGCUUCAGCUUCUCGAAUGACCUGGUCUUUUGCUCGUGACCGGGGUCUUCCGGGGUGGAAAUGGCUCAGCAAGGUUCAUUCAAAAUCAUCCAUCCCCGUUAUCUCAAUUGCUCUUACAACAACAGUCUCAUGUUUACUCAGUCUGAUCAACCUUGGCUCGUCUGUCGCGUUCAACGAUGUGGUCUCGCUGACAGUUGAUGGACUGUACACCUCGUACUUUAUCGGCAACAGCCUUUUGCUAUGGCGGCGCAUCUCAGGCCACAUUAAGCCCUACAACUCCACCUCCACACACGAGCUUACAAACGUCGCAAAUGCGGAAUCUCUUACCUGGGGUCCUUGGAGAAUUCCAGAGCCAUUCGGCACGAUAAUUAAUGCGCUCGGCUGCUUGUACAUGAUUAUCAUUUUGUUUUUCAGCUACUGGCCCACCACCAUGGACCCAACACCGUCGACCAUGAAUUUCAGUUCUCUUAUGGUUGGAGCGACGGGAAUAUUUUCGAUUCUGUAUUACAUUUUCUGGGCCAGGCGCAUUUACACUGGGCCAGUAAUUGAGAUUUAA